Molecule: messenger RNA, 1732 nt
Organism: Folsomia candida
Lineage: Eukaryota; Metazoa; Arthropoda; Collembola; Entomobryomorpha; Isotomidae
Product: mucin-2
Exons: 7
Coding region: 117-1235 (372 amino acids)
Cellular component (GO): extracellular region
Molecular function (GO): chitin binding
Source: RefSeq, a predicted model, not a curated record
UUUCCAACUCAAAACCAGGCAUAAUCGACUACUUGACUUGCAUUCGUACCUUGAUCCUUGUCAAAUCACCUCGACUUAAUUGCAUAAUUGACGACAUUUUUAAUUAUUGGAAUAAAAUGACCCCUUUACGGCUAAGACAUGUACAAAUCCUUCCCUUAAUUCUACAUUUUAUUGUAAUGACGACUUCUCAGACUACGCCAUUAGUGUGCGAUAUAGAUCCUGGCGAUAUACAACUGGUUACAUGUCCCCCUUGGGAGGAAGGUAUCCCCACUUAUCUGCCAUAUCCAUACGACUGUCGCAAGUUUAUCAUAUGCACAAACGGGAAUCCUGUCGGACACUGCUGUCCUCCUUUCACCGUUUGGGAUCAGUCAUUAAUGGUGUGCAAUCACGAGGUUUCGACGCCUUGCGUCAUCGUGACGACGACAAAUCCUCCGGAUUCGACGACGACCACGCCAACUACAACCACACCAACUACAACCAUGGAACCUACUACAACCACGGAACCAACUACAACCAUGGAACCUACUACAACCACGGAACCAACUACAACCACGGAACCAACAACAACCACGGAACCAACUACGACUACACCAACUACAACCACUCCCACAACUACUACGCCAACUACGACUACACCAACUACAACCACUCCCACAACUACUACACCAACUACAACUACACCAACUACAACCACGCCCACAACUACUACAGAAUUUUUUACCACAACAUUUCGUCCUACGACACCUGACCCAAUUCAGGAUGGGUUCCACUACACUAUCUACAGUGAUUUUGACCCCGGAGUGGCCUUGACCGUGUACGGAUCAACACUUUCACCUUCUCAAAAAGUCCACUUAAUGCCACACAUUAGCGAUUGCACAGACCUGUCUCAAGUUUGGAGGUUGAACUUUAUCAGCUUCAACUCCAGCUAUCUGCUUCGUUCAGCUCUUGGAACUGGAAACGAACAAUAUUCCUACGGUCUUUAUUUGAGUCCUUCGAUAGAUUAUCCUUUUAUUUGGGAAUACACAAAUCCUGGUACCGUACCAGGCAGUGCAUAUUGGGAUUUGAGUCAAUCUUCGAGUUUCAUGUUCCGCCACAAGUAUUAUUCUGGAUUUAGCUUCCGCUACUCUGAUGUGGAAAAUGAUUUGGGUUUGGAAGUGCAAGUUCAAAACGGAGUGGACAUAUCAGAUCGGAGAUUUUAUUGGAGGGUAAACCAAUGUCAAAUUAUUGCAGAAUAGUUAAUUAUUUCCUUCUUUACGGGGAAAAUUCCCCAUGAGGAAAAAUAUAGAGCAAAGAGUGAAAAAUUGUAAACAUUUCAUAAUAAAUAAAUAUGUUCUGAUCCAGCAAGACCAGCAGAUUAAUUAUAUUCCCGACAUUAUGUUGCAAAUUUAAAUGGGUCGGAUAAGAAUACUUAUACAUUCAUGUUUUAAAAAGUAGAUAAAUAAAUAUAUAGGCUAUAAUCUAGCCCCACAAGAUUUGACCAAACUUUCCUCAGCUUAGGUUAUAACUAGAGAAUUGGUCAAUGCAGGUUUACCCCUCCCAACAUGGUGAUUCCACUUAAUUCCAGGAAAUGUUCUUUUCCCAGCAUGCCCUUGUUAUUGUUUUCCGACAGACCCCUCAAAACAAUCAUGUUCUGGCUAACAUUCUGAUACGCGUCAGACAUUUUUAGUUCUAAUAGUUUGAAAUCGGUCUCUUUUGUCAAUAUUUCUGAAGAAAAAUAAAUCAAUUUUGGUUA